GUCCUUACUCCUGAACUGCGUGGUUCUGUGUGUCGGUGAAGCAAUGCAGAGUCACGUUAGCUUUAAAUAAAAACAACUAGAGCGGGAUGCAGCUAACAUAACCUUUCCACGACUGCACGACGACUGAUAUGAAGAACUAAUAAUAAUAAUAAUAAUAAUAAUAAUAAUACACGGAAGCGACAAUGCUGCAAAGCGGCACCGACGACGACGAGGAAUGGAACAACGAUUUAUAAUUAUCACGGUGACAGAUUAAUAAUAAUAAUAAUAAUAAUAAUAAUACACAUUCAUCUACCUCGUCCGCUACCUGCCUUGCCCGUGCCAGCCAGGUUAUGUUAUCAAUCAGAUAAUCUAGUUUCUAGUUUGAGCUGCAGCACUGUACGGUGCUGGCAGUAUGUAGGUUAUCAGUGUUAUUAUGAUUAUUAUGAUUAUUCUUCGCAUUGUAGUACACGAGUCUCUCUCUCUCUCUCUAUAUGAACGGCGUGCUCAGGUGACCUUCUGUCCGCUGGCUCUGCGGUAAAGCGCAUUGAAAGCAGGUUGUUUUGCCGCUGCGACGUUAUUCCUCCGGGCAGCGCGCUGAAUAAGCAUGACUAUCCCGAAGGACAUCCCGGAGAAGUGGCUGCCGAUAGUGCUGCCCUUAAAAAGGAAGAAAGAGAAGGAGCAAGCCAGCUCGGCACAAAGCGGCAGCGAUGUUAACAGCCACAGCGGGGUUACAGAGGAGGAGAGGAGGGUGAGGGCGAACGAUCGGGAAUACAAUGAGAAGUUCCAGUACGCGAAUAACUGCAUCAAGACUUGCAAGUACAAUAUCGUCACGUUCCUUCCUGUCAACCUGUUUGAACAGUUCCAAGAAGUGGCCAACACCUACUUUCUGUUCCUACUCAUACUGCAGCUCAUCCCUCAGAUCUCCUCUCUCUCCUGGUUCACCACCAUCGUGCCUUUAGUCCUGGUGCUGACCAUCACUGCGGUCAAGGACGCCACAGACGACUACUUUCGCCACAAGAGCGACAAGCAGGUGAAUAACCGUCAGUCUCAGGUGCUAAUUAACGGGAUUCUUCAGAAUGAAAAAUGGAUGUAUGUCCGAGUUGGCGACAUCAUCAAACUGGAAAAUAACCAGUUUGUGGCAGCAGAUCUUCUUUUGCUGUCCAGCAGCGAACCUCAUGGACUGUGUUACAUUGAAACUGCAGAACUUGAUGGAGAGACGAACAUGAAAGUGCGGCAGUCCUUACCUGUCACCUCUGAACUGGGAGACACCAGCAAACUGGCCAACUUCGAUGGGGAGGUGAUCUGCGAGUCCCCCAAUAACAAGCUGGAUAAGUUCUGCGGCACUCUGUACUGGAAACAGAGCAAAUACCCUCUGAGCAACCAGAACAUGCUGCUGAGGGGCUGCGUGCUGAGGAACACAGAGUGGUGCUUCGGGCUGGUCAUCUUCGCAGGGCCCGACAGCAAGCUGAUGCAGAACAGCGGCCGCACCAAGUUCAAGAGGACCAGUAUCGACCGGCUCAUGAACACCCUGGUGCUCUGGAUCUUUGGGUUCCUGGUGUGCAUGGGGAUCAUCCUGUCCAUCGGGAACACGAUCUGGGAGAGGCAGGUGGGCUCCCUCUUCCAGCUCUACCUGCGCUGGGACCAGGCUGUGGACAACGUGAUCUUCUCAGGCUUCCUGUCCUUCUGGUCCUACAUCAUCAUCCUCAACACUGUGGUGCCCAUCUCUCUCUACGUCAGGUGAGUCUCUCCCCCUCUCCCCUCCCCUCUCUCUCAAACAUCAUCAUCAUCACCCUCAACACUGUGGUGCCCAUCUCUCUCUACGUCAGGUGAGUGUGUCUCCCCUUCUCCUCUCCCUCUAUCUCUCCACUCCCCUCUCACCCCAUCCUCUCUCACUCCUUUUAGCCCCACUGAAAAACAAACACAAAGUGAAAAACAGAAGUCCUUCUGACAGAGCUACUGUGUGUUUAGGUCUGCGACUCUGCAGCUAGUUACUGCAGCAGCGACGGUGCUCCGAUGUGUUGAACUCCUUUUUAUUUUUGCGGUUUCACGGUUGCUGUAUUUUUUAGGUUUUUUGUUUUUUCUGUAAUAUUCCUCUCUGUUUAUGUUGUGAUCUCGGAUGCUGAUCCGAUUUUUGCAUGUUUUAUUUUCCUUCUUUUUUUUUUAUUUUCCUUUUUUCUU
This is a messenger RNA of Acipenser ruthenus (sterlet), 2157 nucleotides long. Its product is annotated as phospholipid-transporting ATPase ID-like. The transcript has 11 exons. The coding region runs from base 584 to 1720 and encodes 378 amino acids. Gene Ontology annotation, biological process: Golgi organization; phospholipid translocation. Gene Ontology annotation, molecular function: ATPase-coupled intramembrane lipid carrier activity. The record is from RefSeq and is a predicted model, not a curated record. Gene Ontology annotation, cellular component: plasma membrane. Lineage: Eukaryota; Metazoa; Chordata; Actinopteri; Acipenseriformes; Acipenseridae.